Messenger RNA from Prunus mume (Japanese apricot), 2265 nucleotides. Lineage: Eukaryota; Viridiplantae; Streptophyta; Magnoliopsida; Rosales; Rosaceae. The record is from RefSeq and is a predicted model, not a curated record.
AUGGAGAUAAUAGAGGCCGAUCCACGGCCAUUUCUACCUUCUGCCAUGUGUUGUGAGGCAAGGUAUUAUCAUGAUGACCUUGGUCCUUUCACCUUCUUUGGAGUCAACCAGAAUGGCCGUCCCCAUGGUGUCACGACCCAGAGGCUCAUUGAAGAAGGCCAGGAGGAAGAGGAACUACAGGAGGAAGUGUUAGAUUUCGCACCAGCUGCACUGGAUGACUCUCUGCCAGAAGUAGAAGAUCCUUUGCAGGAAAUAAACUUAGGAACAGGGGAGGAUCCAAGGCCUACCUUUAUCAGUGCACUAUUGAAAGAACCACUUAAGAAUGAACUCAUUACACUUCUAUUUGCUUGGCAUUAUCAUGAGAUGCCAGGAUUAGACAGGGAAUUGGUAGAGCACAAGCUGCCAAUCAAAGAGGGAUACCUACCAGUCAAGCAGGCCAGAAGGAGGAUGUCCAUGGACACAGAACUGAAAGUCAAAGAAGAAAUAGAAAGGCUGCUCAAGGCAGGAUUCAUCAGGCCUGCCAUCUAUGCUGAUUGGCUAGCUAACAUUGUACCGGUUCUAAAAAGGAAAACUGGGGCAGUCAGAAUCUGCGUGGAUUACAGAAACCUGAAUGAAGCCUCUCCCAAGGAUGAGUACCCUAUGCCAAUGGCAGACAUGCUAGUAGAUGGAGCUGCUCACAACCAGAUGCUAUCUUUUAUGGAUGGCAACGCAGGUUACAAUCAGAUCAUGAUGGCAGAAGAAGAUAUCCACAAGACAGCCUUCAUGUGUCCAGGGCAUAUAGGUGCUUUUGAAUACACUGUAAUGCCUUUUGGCUUGAGAAAUGCAGGGGCUACCUAUCAAAGGGCAAUGAAUUCUGUUUUCCACGAUAUGAUUGGACAUUCCCUGGAAGUUUAUAUUGAUGAUGUUGUGAUUAAAUCACCAGAGGAGGGAAACCACAUGACAAAUCUAAAAAGAGCAUUCCUAAGAAUGAGGCAAUAUAAACUGAAAAUGAACCCAAUGAAAACUCUGACAGAAGUGGAAAGAAAAUAUUCUGCAAUUGAAAGACUUUGCCUAGCCUUGUACUUCACUGCUGUAAAGCUCAGACAUUACAUGCUGCCAUACACCAUCUAUAUCAUUGCCAAAACAGAUCUGAUCAAAUACAUGCUAACAAGACCAAUGCUGAGAGGCAGAAUUGGAAAAUGGACCUUGGCCUUGACAGAAUUUGCUUUCAGAUAUGUUCCUCAGAAAGCUGUCAAAGGACAAGCUGUGGCAGACUUCCUAGCAGAUCAUCCCGGGGAGGAGAUUGAAAAUAUGGACUCUUUAGACAUAGCAAAUGCAGAUCUAUUAACCAGAGCUCACACCUGCCUCAACAAUCCUAUCUAUUCAGUUCAUCUUGCACCUUGGAAGUUAUACUUUGAUGGAUCAAAAACGGAUAUAGCUUCCGGGACAGGAAUUGUUUUGGAAGAACCACUUGGAAUCAGACACUGCUACUCUUUCCAAUUGGAUUUCCAGUGUACCAACAACAGGGCAGAAUAUGAGGCCUUAAUCAUUGGCUUGGAAAUGUUGGUAGAACUAGGAAUCCAAUCUGUGGAAAUUCUGGGAGAUUCCAUGCUGGUUUUAAAACAAAUUGCUGGGGAAUACAAGUGCCUAAGCCCUUCUCUAGCCGUCUACUUGGUGGCAGAUUGGAAUCUUCUGACAGAAUUCAGAGAAGCCACUUGGGAACAUAUCCCAAGGGAAGAAAAUUUUGCAGCCAAUGAAUUGGCUCUGGCGGCAACAGGCGUACAAAUGCCCGAAGAUUGUGUACAAAGAAUCAUCAGGAUAGGGAAGAAAAGCCUACCAUCUAUUCUGACAAGACCAACUCUGCCCUAUGAAAAGAGAAUCAGAAUCAUGGCUUUAUACUACCUUAUGUGGAAUGAAGAUUUGAUCCGAAAAAGUAAGGAUGAGGUGCUUUUAAGGUGCCUCGGAAAGAAAGAAUACAUGAAAGUCAUGGGGGAAACCCAUGAAGGAAUCUAUGGAGCACAUCAAGGUGGGAGGAAAAUGUGCUGGUUAAUUAGAAGAUAUGGCUACUUCUGGCCAACCAUGAUGAAAGAUUGCAUUAACUAUUCCAAGGGAUGUGAAUCUUGUCAAAGACACGGUCCAAUCCAGCAGGCUCCAUCAGUUCACAUGAAUCCAGUAGUAAAGCCAUGGCCCUUUAGAGGAUGGGCAAUGGACCUCAUUGGCAAGAUCUAUCCAGCCAGCAGCACUGCUUUAUCAUUGUUGCCACAGACUAUUUCACUAAGUGAGUAG